Molecule: messenger RNA, 909 nt
Organism: Microdochium trichocladiopsis
Lineage: Eukaryota; Fungi; Ascomycota; Sordariomycetes; Xylariales; Microdochiaceae
Product: mitochondrial carrier domain-containing protein
Exons: 1
Coding region: 1-909 (302 amino acids)
Biological process (GO): transmembrane transport
Molecular function (GO): transmembrane transporter activity
Source: RefSeq, a predicted model, not a curated record
AUGUCGGCCGAUUUCUGGGCUGGCUACAUCAGCGGUGCGAUCGGGAUCCUGGUCGGGAAUCCUCUUGACCUCAUCAAGGUUCGACUACAGGCCAGCAGCGAUACAGCCAGCUCGAGGCCGGCCACAUCAUAUGUGCGCCACUUCCAGAACAGGACAUCUUUGAUCACUGGCACAGCUGCGCCUGUUCUUGGCUACGGCGCCUUGAAUGCACUAUUGUUUGUGUCAUACAACCGUACCAACGAGAUAUUCAAUUCAUGGCUGCACACGAGCUCAAGCUUGUGGGCUACGUGGGCGGCUGGUGCUGUGGGCGGGCUCGCGACCUGGGUGGUGAGCACACCCACUGAACUCAUCAAAUGCCGCGCCCAGGUUGCCUCAACCCCUUCCUCCAGCUGGGACAUCACCAAACAAGUAUGGCGAUCAGACGGUCUGCGGGGCCUCUAUUUUGGAGGCGGCGUGACGGCCCUGCGAGACAGCGUCGGGUACGGCUUCUACUUCUGGUCUUAUGAGCUGAGCAGUAGCUGGUUCGGCAACGGUACAGCAGAUGGCGCGACACGCUGGACGCAGGAUGCAGUCAAGGUGCUGCUUUGCGGCGGCCUGGCCGGUGUUGUGACCUGGGUCAGCGUGUUUCCAUUGGAUGUUAUCAAGACUCGCGUGCAGACACAGGUCGCGCAACCUGCUAUGGCACCGCUCUUGGGCGGACCGGCGUCUACUUGCGCCCGGCUUGGGGCCGUUGAUAUUGCACGACAGGCAUAUGCAGAGGCUGGCUGGCGGGUCUUUUUCCGUGGGCUGACUGUUUGUAGUGUCCGAGCCUUCGUCGUCAAUGCCGUACAAUGGGCUGUAUACGAAUGGGUCAUGGUUGAGCUCGGGCAGGCGAAGCACAAGCCAGAGGAAGCUCCUUCCGAUGCGUAA